AUGCUCGGAGACAAGGAGCAUCGUGUCCGGAAUGCUGUGGUGGAGUCCCUCUCGGAGGUCGUCAUGAAGUACGACCGCGCUGUGCAUAAGACUUUGGGCUCCUGCCUUGAGGACGAGGAUCCCCUGAUGCGGAGGAUGGCUGCUGAAGCUCUUGCAGUCGUUUCCGAGACGGGCGAUGAGUAUGUCUGUCUGAUGCUCGAAGCACACCUGGACGACCCGGACAAAGCGGCCCAGCGCGCCGUUCGGGAGAGUCUCACGCGACUGGGCCGCGAAGGAGUGAACCGACUGCGGUCGGCUGGCAAAGCUACACGAAAGUCGCGGGCAUGA
Messenger RNA from Symbiodinium sp. CCMP2592, 327 nucleotides. Lineage: Eukaryota; Dinophyceae; Suessiales; Symbiodiniaceae. The record is from the annotation of a GenBank genome assembly.